Molecule: messenger RNA, 1196 nt
Organism: Kogia breviceps (pygmy sperm whale)
Lineage: Eukaryota; Metazoa; Chordata; Mammalia; Artiodactyla; Physeteridae
Source: RefSeq, a predicted model, not a curated record
GGAACGGGGUCCUGCGGCAGGUCCUUCCGGGAGGGUGACAUUCAGCCGGCUAGUCGGCGCGACGGGCUUCCCGUCUUAGAAGCAUGGCCCAGUUUGUUCGUAACCUCGCGGAGAAGGCCCCGGCGCUGGUCAGCGGAACCAAUCCAGGGUACCACAGUGCAAUGAGUUGUCUAUCUCUCUAGUCUCCUGUGUGACAGUUUCCCAACCUUUCCUUGCCUUUCAUGACCUUGACAGUCUCAAGAUGUCUGUCUGCUGUGACUUACUCGAAGCCUCGAUUGGCCACAUUUUGGCACUAUGCCAAGGUUGAGCUGGUUCCUCCAACCCCUGCUGAGAUCCCUACAGCUAUUCAGAGCUUGAAAAAAAUUAUCAAUAGUGCUCAAACUGGUAGCUUCAAACAGCUUACAGUUAAGGAAGCUCUACUGAAUGGUUUGGUGGCCACUGAGGUGUGGAUGUGGUUUUAUGUUGGCGAGAUCAUAGGCAAGCGUGGCAUCAUUGGCUAUAAUGUUUGAAGACCAAUCUUUGCUGUUAUUUGGGUGUUCUUGGACCGUGUGUGAGCAGACUGCUAUUUGAAUAAAAUAAGACAAUGUGUCAAAAUCAGUGUUUUCUCUGUCAAGUAUUACAUGGAAGGUCACAAUUUCUCUUGAUAUUAAGUUGGGUUGUCUUUUGCUUUGAUACGUUAAUACAGCUCUAAGUGCAUGUCUUUGCUUAGCCUGCAAUUGGAAAGGAUAGAUAUGACUAUACCAACCUGGUACAUGUAUAUAUGAGGAUAGCAUUUUACUUUGAAGGCUUGAAAUAAAUGAUAUUUAAGCUUAAUUUUAGAAAAGUUGGGGAAAGGCUUUGAGAAAACAAGAACUUGUUCCAGUAGGAGAAAAAUAAUACCAUGUGCCAAACAUGGUAUAUACUAGUUAAAUCACCUAGUAUAAAGAAUACAAUUUGGACUGUUUUUCUUUGCUAAAAUCAGAGAAAGACCCCUUUGACAACAGCUGUGUCUGUAAAUGUAGGGGUACUUUUUGUCAAUUUGAAUAUAGCUUCCCCAGAAGAGGCCAGCCGGGUGAUAUUCUGUGUGUCUUUGUAAUAUCUUUAACAUUAGGACAGAGAAUGAAAGCAAUGACCUGUGUUUUCAAUCUAAUUUUGAUAUGUUAUUAAUCUUUAUUUUUUAAGGACCUAUCUUUACAAAAAUAAAAUAUCCUGUAGAU